Lachancea meyersii CBS 8951 is the source of this 345-nucleotide messenger RNA. The record is from the annotation of a GenBank genome assembly. Lineage: Eukaryota; Fungi; Ascomycota; Saccharomycetes; Saccharomycetales; Saccharomycetaceae.
AUGUCUCAACCAAACGGAAUUGCCACUCUUUUGAAAGCCGAAAAGGAGGCUCACGAAAUUGUCUCUCAGGCCAGACAGUACCGUCAGGACAAAAUCAAGCAGGCCAAGACCGACGCUGCUGAGGAGGUCAACGCCUACAAGAAGAAAAAGGAGCAGGAGCUCAAGGACUACGAGGCCAAGAACGCUGGUGGCGUGAAUGGCUUGGAAAUGGAGGCCGAAGACCAGGUGCAGGCCGAGUUGAAGGAACUCAAGGAAACUGGUAACAAGAAGAAAGAUGCCAUCGUGAAGCUUUUGAUCAACGCGGUCAUUACUCCCGUCGGAGACGUGCACGUCAACGCUGCGUAA